Messenger RNA from Heterotrigona itama, 342 nucleotides. Lineage: Eukaryota; Metazoa; Arthropoda; Insecta; Hymenoptera; Apidae. The record is from the annotation of a GenBank genome assembly.
AUGAGCCUGCCUGGCGGGUCGCGGCACUUGGACACGCGAUCGUCGUGCGGUGCACACGCUUCUCAUCCCAAAUGCCUAACCGGCUGCGGUUAUUUCCUCGCGACGCGUGCCUUUCGCGCGAUCGUCACGCGUGCUGCGACUUAUCGUGAGAGGGAGGUCAAGGGGAGUCCGGCAGACCUCUCGAGUCUCUCUCGCUGCUUGCUCCACUCCCUUCCUUUCGUCAAGUGCGUGGACUACCGUCUACGUGAGCUGACACUGUGUGUGACACAGGGCUGUGUCUGUGAGACUGGUGAACAUUAUUUCAGCGAAGAUUGUGAGGCUGGUGUGUUGUACAUUGACUGA